UGUGUACGUCGGUGGGUGUAUACGUGUAGACCGCUUCAACACAGCAGUAGUUGAUAAGGACGCUUAUUCUCUUUUGUUAAACAGUAAACACGAGUAUGGAAUCCAAAAUGGAAAUGUGUGCGUUUUGUUCUGCCGAAUCAGUGAUGGGGUUUUGUGAAAACUGUAAUUGCAAGCUCGGCUCAAACUGCCUUCAAAAUCAUAAGAAACUUCCAGUAUUUGCAGAUCACGUUACUUUUACUUUUGAAGAUUUGUACCCAUGUACCAACGCAGAAAGUGGGUUUAUCAAACUUACAAAUGAGUUAAAGUUAGAACCCGAUUUGCAUAAUGAAAAUUGUGAGAUUCAUGAAACAGAAAAAACGAGAAUGUAUUGUGAAAAUCACAAUGUUGCAAUAUGUGUGCGUUGUUUACGAAUUAAUCAUAAAGAUUGCAUAGAUAAAACUAUAGACCUUCUGGACAUUAAACUGGAAGAGCUAAAUGUGAGAGAGAGCUUGUCAAUUAUAGAAGAGUUGGAAGACGAAAUAACCAAAACUGAAGAUGGCAUAGCUGAUAAUGGUCAAGUGAACGAUGAUUGUAACUCAACAUUUAAGAGAGAAAUUGAAACGUUUUUCUUAAAACUUACGGAACAGCUCAGUUUGAUGAAAAAUCAAGCAGAAGAAGCAGGCUGGGUUAAACAUAAUCUUAAUGGCAAUGCACUAAUUAAACUUACUGUUGAAUGUGAAGAUGUAAAGAAGAUUGUUAGUGACAAAAAGAGGUUAUUAGUGGAUUUAGUUAAGAAAAAACAACCAGGGCGUCUUUAUGUAGCAAUGAGGAGUUUUCUUAAGGAAACACGAGACAUAAAAACAAAAUUAAGAAAUGUCUGCCAGAAAAAUCAUAUUCAAAAGUUCAGUUUUAGGCCAAACGACGCAUUGCAACAUGUAUUUUUCAGCUAUAAUUCCGUUAUAGGUAUUUUGCAAGAGGCGGCUACUGGUAGUGAUGAAUUUCAGGAGUUGGAAGUGCAGGUAAAGAGUAAUAUUCAUGAGUUCAAAAAGAAGCCAAACGAUGAAUUGGAACAUUUGUUGUUCAGCUCUAAUUCCGUUAAAGGUUCUUUGCACGAGGAGGCUAUUGGUAGUGAUAAAUUACAGGGGUUGCAAGUACAGACGGGUGGCAAUUGGAAAAGCCAAUACAGCGAGCUUUGUGAAUACCAUACAAAGUCCACAGUUAAAGUGUUUGUUUAUAAAGCCAGCAUAUGUCAUCUGAAUGUUGAUUGCAUAGUUAGUGGCUCUAAUGAAAGGCUGAUUCACGGUGGAGGAGUAUCGAACGCCAUUGCAAGAGGAGCUGGAGACGAACUUACGAAAGAAUGCGACAAGUAUAUCAGGACACACGGGCUUAUUCCUACCGGAAUGGUUGUCGUAUCAACAGCUGGGUGUCUAAGUUAUAAGUACGUUAUCCAUGCUAUUGGACCUAGAUGGGGUGAUUAUGAUACGAGCAGCUUAGAGGGUAUCGAAUCAUGUGGUGGGCAUCUGUACAACGCUGUCUUGAACAGUUUCAUUGAGGCCAACAAAUUGAGCAUGAGAUCAGUGGCAUUACCUGCGAUCAGUUCUGCAAUAUUUGGUGUCCCGAUGAACUAUUGCACAGUCCAGUAUGCAAAGGCGGUAUUGGACUUUUGCACCUUGUCUAACAAUACAUCACUGCAAGAAAUUCAUUUCGUUGACAUAAAUAUGAACACAGUAAAGGCUAUCCAGGAAUCGUUUGAUUGCAUGAUACGCCACGGAAAACCAGCACCGUAUGAUGCACGCUGCUUUCUUCCAGUACAAAAUGCAAGAACACUGCAACUACAAAAAACAUUGCAAACCGGAAGGCAAACGGUCGCUUCACAAAGACUUGGAAAAAAGCACAAGCAAGUCAAGAAAGACAUGAGCCCCCAGGGUGGUUAUGGAGGUGGUGGAUACGGCGGCUAUGGCGAUGGUGGAUACGGGGGUGGAUAUGGUGGCUAUGGUAACCAGACAUACAGCGGUGGUGGAAGCUACGGAAACGGUGGUGGUGGCGGCGGCAGCUACGACAGCUACAGUGGAGGCGGUGGUGUUGGAUAUGGCGGCGGCGGUUAUGGUUGUGGUGGCGGCGGUGGAUAUUGCGGCGGCAGUUACGGUGGUGUUGGUGGACAUCGAUAGA
Dreissena polymorpha is the source of this 2148-nucleotide messenger RNA. RefSeq lists its product as uncharacterized. The transcript has 4 exons. The record is from RefSeq and is a predicted model, not a curated record. Lineage: Eukaryota; Metazoa; Mollusca; Bivalvia; Myida; Dreissenidae. Gene Ontology annotation, molecular function: zinc ion binding; transcription corepressor activity. Gene Ontology annotation, cellular component: nucleus; cytoplasm. Bases 96 to 2147 code for a protein of 683 amino acids. Gene Ontology annotation, biological process: negative regulation of gene expression.